Mucor velutinosus is the source of this 1629-nucleotide messenger RNA. RefSeq names its product acetolactate synthase, regulatory subunit. NCBI's taxonomy places the organism in Eukaryota, Fungi, Mucoromycota, Mucoromycetes, Mucorales, Mucoraceae. The transcript is spliced from 4 exons. Gene Ontology annotation, molecular function: aldehyde dehydrogenase (NAD+) activity. The record is from RefSeq and is a predicted model, not a curated record. The coding region runs from base 1 to 1629 and encodes 542 amino acids.
AUGAUCACCAACUUAUUAAGAUCGCGCUCAUUGAUUCAUGCUGCUACGAAAGUGGCUCGCACAUCAGCCCCUUUGACCAACGCCCGUUUCCUGUCUACCUUUGACAAGCACCGUUCCGUAUUUGAGUCGCUUGGGCUAGACAAGACCAACAACAAAGGUGUCUUUGAUGGCGAGUGGAAGGGUUCAGGUCCAGUGGUACCCUCUUACAAUCCUGUCAAUAACGAAGUGAUUGCAGAGGUGAUUACAGGUACCACCGAUGAUUUGAACGUUGCUUUUGAAAAGGUGGCAGAGGCUCAAAAGAUCUGGAGAGAGCUUCCCGUGCCCAAACGUGGUCAUGUUUUAUUGACAAUGAGAAACGCACUCGUGGAUAACUUGCAGCCUUUGGGAAAGUUGGUUGCCUUGGAGAUGGGUAAGAUCUUGCCUGAAGGUAUUGGAGAGGUACAAGAAUACAUUGAUAUCCUCGAAUAUGCAUUGGGUUUGUCACGUAUGCUUCAAGGUGCUGUGAUUCCAUCAGAAAGACCAGGACAUGCUAUGUUGGAAACCUGGAAUCCCUUGGGUACUGUUGGCAUCAUCAGUGCCUUCAACUUUCCUGUAGCUGUCUAUGGCUGGAACUGUGCUAUUGCUCUUGUCACUGGUAACGGCACCAUCUGGAAGCCUGCACCUACGACAUCUUUGGUCUCUAUUGCUGUUACUCGCAUCAUUGCCAAGGCUCUCAAAGAUCAUGAUCUCCCUACUUCGUUGUGCGCUUUGGUCACAGGUGGAUCUGACGUCGGCAGCGCCAUGACGGCAGAUAAGCGUGCACAUGUACUUUCAUUUACUGGAUCAACCAACGUGGGAAGAGAAGUAGGCAAAGUAGUUCAAGGAAGAUUCGGCCGCUCUAUCUUGGAGCUCGGUGGUAACAAUGCGUUGAUCGUAACAGAUGACUGUGAUCUGGACUUGGCUGCAAGAGCCAUCUUGUUUGCUGCUGUGGGCACUGCUGGACAGCGUUGUACUACUACUCGUCGCUUGAUUGUACAGGAAUCUGUGUAUGAUACGUUGAUUGAAAGACUAAAGAAAGCUUACAAGCAAGUCAAGGUGGGUGAUCCCUUGGAUGAGGGUGUUCUUUGCGGUCCUCUUCAUACAAAGGAAGCUGUUGAGAUCUACAAGAAAGCUUUAGAAAGAGUCAAACAAGAAGGUGGAGAGAUCAUUGUUGGUGGUAAAGUGCUUGAUGAUGGCCCAUUGAAGCACGGCAACUUUGUAGAGCCAACCAUGACACGUGUGCGCCCUGACAUGGAGGUUGUUCAAAAUGAAUUGUUUGUUCCAAUUCUGCAUACAAUGACAUACAAGACUCUGGAUGAGGCUAUUGCCAUCAACAAUAGCGUAGCCCAAGGUUUAUCCAGUUCCAUCUUCACCAGCAACCCAUCUACCAUUUUCAAAUGGAUUGGCCCAUCUGGCUCUGAUUGUGGUAUCAUCAAUGUCAAUAUCCCCACCAACGGUGCAGAGAUUGGCGGCGCCUUUGGAGGAGAAAAAGAAACUGGCGGUGGUCGUGAGAGUGGAAGUGAUAGCUGGAAGCAAUACUGUAGACGUGGUACAUGUACCAUCAACUACUCGGGCACUCUUCCCUUGGCACAAGGCAUUAACUUUGGAUAA